AUGGCUUCCGAUUCGUCCGAGAUACCUUCAAUUAAGUUUAAAAUUCAUUUGUUUAAUCGAUUUCCAUUGUGUGUAUCUCAUUGCAUUUGUUUGUUUCAAUUGAACAUUGAAGUUGUUGCUGGAAAAGUGAAUCCAGUGAAAGAUGUAUCAAAACCGACAGUUGAUCCUAAUGAUUCCAAUUCGGCUGACAUACCUUCAGCUGAGAACUUUGAAUAUGUUUGUGGAAAAGUCGAUCCACUAUCAGAGGUAUCACAAUCGACAUUUGAUCCUAAUGAUUCCAAUUCGUCUGACAUCUGUUCACCUAAGAAAUUUGGAGAUUUUGAUGGAAAAGUCAAUCCACAUUCAGAUGUAUCAAAAUCGAAAUGUCAUUCUGACUUUGAUAGUGUUGAAAUAAUCGACUUUAGUGUUCACUUCAGUCCCUACAAAUCCCAGUUGGAGAGGGUGAUUUCGGAAGAGGUAAAGAUUUUAUGA
Messenger RNA from Lactuca virosa, 471 nucleotides. NCBI's taxonomy places the organism in Eukaryota, Viridiplantae, Streptophyta, Magnoliopsida, Asterales, Asteraceae. The record is from the annotation of a GenBank genome assembly.